GCCUGCCCGACAUGGAACCCAGCAGCUCGAGCUCUUUGAAUGCAGACACGGCAGACGCGUCGAAUCUAUUCCGCGUCAUUGACAAGGACAACGUCCACGGCCUCAAUCUAGCCGUACCCGAGAGCGCGCAGGCGGUCAUCAAGCCGUGGCACGAGCGCGAAGAUACGACGGUAUAUGCAGACUCGGGGGUCGAUGAUCAGAUGAUCAUACACGUCCCCUUCACGGAGAGCGUCAGGCUUCGAUCAGUGCUAUUAAAGCUCGGCCGAGGAGAGUCCACCCCGCGCACGCUACGUAUCUUCGCCAACCACCCCAAUAUCGUCGAUUUCGCGGACGCGGAGAACACGCGACCCCAGCUGAACAUCAGGCUACUAGAAGGAGAGGUCGAAGUCGUUGAAUACCCGUUGCGGGUAGCGGCGUUUACCAGCGUAACGUCGCUCUCGCUGUUCUUUAGUGAUGCCGUAGGGGAGGACACCUCUCGACUCUACUAUCUUGGCUUUCGAGGCGACCUUCGUAAUCCCAAGAAAGACGCGAACUCGAAGAUCGACAUACCUGCUGCAAACGCGGCAGACGCGCCGCUCGUAGACCGAGUGUCGGAGAAGUCCGCGGGUGCACAAACGACGGCCAGAUAGACCGCAUAUAUCCUGGCACGCUGCACAACGGCCAACGGAGUUUGCCUGUCAUAAUGUUGUCUCCAGGUUGACAAUGGAAUCAUUGGCUUCAUGCCCCCUUU
This is a messenger RNA of Schizophyllum commune H4-8, 730 nucleotides long. RefSeq names its product DUF1000-domain-containing protein. Bases 12 to 629 code for a protein of 205 amino acids. The record is from RefSeq and is a predicted model, not a curated record. The transcript has 5 exons. Gene Ontology annotation, cellular component: nucleus. NCBI's taxonomy places the organism in Eukaryota, Fungi, Basidiomycota, Agaricomycetes, Agaricales, Schizophyllaceae.